This is a messenger RNA of Lactuca saligna, 1029 nucleotides long. NCBI's taxonomy places the organism in Eukaryota, Viridiplantae, Streptophyta, Magnoliopsida, Asterales, Asteraceae. The record is from the annotation of a GenBank genome assembly.
AUGCUCGCUCCUAUCUUUGCGUCGAUUGACGUUCUCCAACAAUACAGGAAGCAUCCAUCUUCAGGUCCAAGGGAGCUUACCCCAACCAUGGUUGGCUCUAUUGAAGAGGCUGACAAACCUGCGAAAAGGGGCAAGAAACCUGAAACCCACAAAGAGGCACAAGUUUGCAAACCAACCAAAGGGAAAACCGCUAAGAAGAGAAAGUAUGAUAAGGCCGUUACAUCACCUCCUCAACCGAAGAAGCUGAAGAAGCCUGCUAGGAGGCUUAUACUACAAUCCUCGAGUGACUCAGAUUCAGAGUAUGUUCCUCCCCAACAUAAGAAUGCUCCUCCUUCAGAAUCUGAGAGUGAAAGCUCUGAUGAUGAGGCUUCGGGCCGAGGUGAUACUCCGCCUCGCUCCCCUACACUAGAAAUUCCAGUUCACUCUCACCCUCCUUCACCUCCACCUGUAACCAUCCCAGCAGCUGCUAAGAAGAAUGCUCAAACCGUCAACGCUUCGAUGGAUAAUCUUCAACGGUCCCUUCAGUCUGAAAGAUCCAACCUUAAAGCUACAUGCCAAGCGAUUGAAGCUGCAAACGCGUCUCUACAUGCUAAUGUUAAUGAUCGCCUUACUCAACUUGAGGCUGAGUUAGCUGUAGAGAAUCGUAUCAUGGAUGAACUAGAUAGGAGAACCUCACAGCUAAAAAUGCAAAAUUACAAGCUGCGUACUGCUUCUGCUGAGCUCAACGAUCUGAAGUUAGAAAAGGAGGGUAAUGAAGCUUCGGUUAGUAACAAAGGGAAAAAGAAGAAGAAGAUCAGAGAAGAUGACACAGAUGAUGAGGAUGAAAUCUAUGCUGAGAAUCCUAAAAAUCCUUUUCAGAAGGUAAAUCUCUCUGAAAAAGAGCUGGAAGAAAAACUCAAGAAACAACAGGCUGAGCUCGAGAAAAAGAGAAAGGAGACGGAGCUCCUGGAGAAGAAAAAUUCCAUGUUUCUUGUCUCGACUAUAGUUUUUCUUCAGAGAUGCGCAAUCGAUGAGCAAAGCAUACUUUAG